AUGAUCUUGGAGAUGGACGAGGAAAUGCCACAGGACUACUACCCCGAUGAAAAGCCAGACAACCCGCAACGAUCAUCUCCGUGGGACGACGUCAUACCACCAGACUUUUACCCCGAUGAGAAGCGAGGCAACAUCCAACGGUUUCCUCGUCCGUAUGACGACGCAAUACCGCAGGACAGCUACCCCCACGAGAAGCAGGACAAUUUCCAUAGAUUGCCUGCCCCGUAUGAUGAUGCUAUACCACAGGACGGUGACGACGAGUCUUUACCCGAAUAUAAUCCCUACCAGACGAAGCAAGAAGAAGAGCAACAAACGUUCCAUCAGCAGCCCACCACUACCUCUACGCCAGCUUGUACAGGGAUGCAGAACGUGACGAGCAGCUAUGACCUUGACUAUUACCUGAACCCCAGGGAUAGUCACAAUUUCGUCACGCAAAAGUCGAGAUCAUUUACACCACCUCUACCUCCUCCGUUACCAGCAAAGUCCGUUAACCAGUACGAAUACAACAGUGACGAAGACCCUAGUGACGAGGAACCGAGCUAUCAGAACCCGAGAUAUCAAGACCAGAGCUACGAGAACCCAAGCAACGAGGAUCCGAGUUAUGAUAACCUGAGUUACGAGAACCCGAAUUACGAGGACCCCAGCUACGAGGAACCGAGCCCUGUUUCCGAAUGGGCACGUGGAGAAGAAGAAUAUGGAGGAUUGAAAGAAGAAGAUGUAUGGGAAGAAGAAUAUGCAGAGGAAGAACAACAACAACAAGAAGGGGGGACAGAAUAUCGACAAUACCCGCGAAUCGUGUCGGGGAUUUCCUCCCUAGAAUACUAUUCAGAGGCUCUACGGCCUGUAUCAGCUGUUUCUACUUUGACUUCUCAUUAUUCUCAUUAUCCUCAGGAAUCUUAUGAGGAACGGAUAAGCAAGAGGUGGACUCCCAUUUCCGAAGUGAGACCACCGCAGAAGUGGGGGAAUGAGAGAUACAAGACCGUCGAGCAGGGGGAUGACAAGCCGGCGGAAUAUGGCUGGUUGUAG
This is a messenger RNA of Sordaria macrospora k-hell, 1026 nucleotides long. RefSeq lists its product as uncharacterized. Lineage: Eukaryota; Fungi; Ascomycota; Sordariomycetes; Sordariales; Sordariaceae. The record is from RefSeq and is a predicted model, not a curated record.